Molecule: messenger RNA, 3309 nt
Organism: Heteronotia binoei (common prickly gecko)
Lineage: Eukaryota; Metazoa; Chordata; Lepidosauria; Squamata; Gekkonidae
Gene: ARVCF
Product: ARVCF delta catenin family member
Exons: 21
Coding region: 272-3241 (989 amino acids)
Biological process (GO): cell-cell junction assembly; cell-cell adhesion
Cellular component (GO): plasma membrane; nucleus; cytoplasm
Molecular function (GO): cadherin binding
Source: RefSeq, a predicted model, not a curated record
UCCAGAGUUCUCUUUCCUGGUGUUGCGAGGAGCCAAUCUGAAGUUAAAAAUCUGACAAGUUUUCAUCAAGCUGGAUAUUCCCUGGGCUUCAUAUCAAGGAGGAGCCUUUGGCUUUAAAAGAAACUACAAGCAGAGGCCUACACAGAACGCUGAUUCAGUUUGAGGCUGGCCUGUUUUCCUCUAAAGUUUAAUGUGGGUGAUGUCCCAACAUCUCUAACAUAGAGAAUCUCUUUACCUACUAGUUGACAGGCCCGAAAAUUUCAGACCAGUCAUGGAGGACUAUGAUAUCAGGUCUGCCGCCAGCAUUUUAGCCUCGGUUAAGGAGCAAGAGGCUCGCUUUGAGCGGCUCACCCGGGCCCUUGAAGAGGAACGGCGCAAUGUCUCCCUGCAGCUCGAGCGCGCCAAUCAGCCCUCCGACCGAGUGAGCAUGUGCAACAUUGGCAAUGGCCAGCCCCUGGCAACCGCCUGGCAGCAGCUGGUCCUGCAGGAGCAGAGUCCCAGCAACCAGACUUCCAUAGCAAUGAUGCAGGAGCCACAAGAAACAGUUGAAGAGACUGUGACGGUAGAGGAAGACCCGGGCACCCCAACAUCUCACGUUUCUAUUGUGACCUCAGAAGAUGGAACCACAAGGAGGACCGAAACCAAGGUUACCAAAAUGGUGAAAACCGUCACCACUAGAACAGUGCGCCAGGUGCCUCUUGGUCCUGACGGCCUCCCUGUGGUGGAUGGCUCGUCUCCCAUGGGUAGUUACACUGACUCGAUAGACAGAAGACACAUGAAAAAUGGGGAACGUUAUGUAACACCGCAGGCCUCUUCCACCUUGACACGGUCUUACAACAGCUACAAUGAUUCCUACCCUGAUGGCCACGAUGGCCAAUAUCGUCCUUUCAUGGGGCAUGAUGGUUACGGAGACCUCCCCGACAACUACGGCAGUUUGUCCCGUGGCGUCAAUUACCGUCCACGUUAUGCCUAUGUCCCUGGGAACAAUUACCGGCCAGAGGAUGGCAGUUUCACCUUGCCAAGCAGAAGGGAUAACUAUGGUCCGCUUGCCCAACCUCAAGUGCCAACAGGCAGCAAUGUGGACUUAAACCGCUCCCAGCCAGAACGAUUCCAACCAGAGCCUUAUGGGCUUGAGGAUGAUAACCGCAGCCUUGGAGUUGAUGACGAGGGGUACGAGCUGGACCCGGAGUACUCAACGGUGAACCGAAGGACAUCUGCUGGGAUACCUGAAAGAGGAAGGCCUCACAAGGCAAGGGGCUACGAUGAUCCAAUUGAGUCUGAGAUUGUUGACGAGAGGAUCCCGUACCUGCAUGGUAGUUAUGCGGCGCCGUUGGCACAGCCUGAGAGAGGGAGCAUGGCCAGCAUUGACCGCCUGGGCAAGCGUUCUCCUUCCAUUGACAGCAUCCGCAAAGACCCCAGGUGGCGGGACCCUGACCUCCCUGAAGUUAUCGCUAUGCUUAGUCACCCCAUCGACCCAGUCAAGUCGAAUGCAGCCGCGUACCUUCAGCACCUGUGCUACGAGAAUGAUAAAAUUAAGAAGGACGUGAGGCACCUCAAAGGGAUUCCAAUCCUGGUCAGCCUACUAGACCAUCCGAAGCCAGAGGUGCACCGGAAAGCUUGUGGGGCUCUCAGAAAUAUCUCCUACGGAAAGGAUAACGAGAACAAGGUGGCAAUAAAGAACUGUGAUGGGAUCCCAGCUUUGAUCAGGUUACUGCGGAAGACAAACGAUAUGGAAGUGCGGGAACUCAUUACAGGUACCCUUUGGAACCUGUCAUCCUAUGAGCCCCUCAAAAUGGUAAUCAUUAACCAUGGUCUUCAGACACUGACCAACGAAGUGAUCAUCCCCCAUUCUGGUUGGGAGAGUGAGCCAAAUGAAGACUCAAAGCCUCGAGACGCCGAGUGGACCACUGUCUUCAAGAACACUUCAGGAUGUUUGAGGAAUGUGAGUUCAGAUGGAGCCGAAGCUCGCAGGCGGCUGAGAGAAUGCGACGGCUUAGUGGACGCCCUCCUGCACGCCCUGCAGUCUGCAGUAGGCAAGAAGGACACGGAUAACAAGUCAGUGGAGAAUUGCGUGUGCAUCAUGCGGAACCUCUCCUACCACGUCCACAAAGAGGUACCAGGAGCAGACAGGUUUCAAGAACUAGAAGCAAACCAACUGGGAGGUUUGGGAGGAACUCAGAAGAAGAAAAAGGAUGACGCUGGCUGCUUUGGAGGGAAGAAGGCGAAAGAGGAGUGGUUCAAUCAAGGAAAGAAGAAUGGCGAUGUGGAUAGGAACUUUGAUACACUGGAUUUACCGAAGAGGUCCGAAUCAGCAAAAGGCUUUGAAUUGCUCUACCAGCCAGAAGUGGUGAGACUUUACCUGUCGAUUCUCACAGAAAGUCAAAAUUUCAACACUCUUGAAGCCGCAGCGGGGGCUUUGCAGAACCUCAGUGCCGGAAACUGGACAUGGUCCAUAUAUAUCCGGGCGACAGUGCGGAAAGAGAGGGGACUACCUGUCCUCGUGGAACUCCUCCAGUCAGAUUCAGAUAAAGUGGUGAGGGCAGUGUCCAUCGCUCUGCGGAACCUCUCCAUGGAUCGUCGCAAUAAAGAUCUCAUAGGUAGUUAUGCCAUGGGCGAGCUGGUCCGAAAUUUGCCUAGCAGGCAGCAGAGGUCUUCUAAAAACCUGGAGGAAGAUACAGUGGUGGCCGUUCUGAACACCAUCCAUGAAAUCAUCACGGACAGUUCCGAAAAUGCCAGGUCUUUGAUCCAGACGCAAGGCAUUCAGAAGCUGGUUGCUAUCAGCAAAUCAAGCCAAUCUUCCCGGGAAACCAAGGCAGCCUCUCAUGUUCUUCAGAUGACCUGGAGUUACAAAGACCUACGGAGUGUUUUGCAGAAGGAUGGCUGGACCAAAUCCCAUUUCCAGUCUGCAUCCGCUGCUCCCAAGGGAUCCAAAGGCACUUCCUGCAAAUCCAGCUAUGAUGACAGCACUCUGCCGCUGGUGGAUAAAAGCCAAGAUAAUGAGAAGUCUGGAAGCCGGGACAUGAUACCUAUGGAUGAACUUGGGCCAGAUGGGUACUCCACCAUCGAUCACCGGGAAAAAGAGCGGAAGUACAAAGCCAACGACAACAUGGGAGAUGCGUCAGAGAAAGAACCUCUAAAAAAUGACACAAAUAGGAAAACCAUUAGCAGGAGUAACAGGGCUUCGGUGACUCUGGUGGAUGCCCGUGACCCUAAACCCCAGCCUGUUGACUCCUGGGUCUAAUUUGCAUGCAUGGGCUAAAGUCCAGCCGCUUGUUUUAUUAUUAUUUUUCCCUCGACUAAAAGAAGAAA